Schistocerca piceifrons (Central American locust) is the source of this 345-nucleotide messenger RNA. RefSeq names its product tabersonine 16-hydroxylase 2-like. The transcript is spliced from 3 exons. Lineage: Eukaryota; Metazoa; Arthropoda; Insecta; Orthoptera; Acrididae. The record is from RefSeq and is a predicted model, not a curated record. Gene Ontology annotation, molecular function: iron ion binding; monooxygenase activity; oxidoreductase activity, acting on paired donors, with incorporation or reduction of molecular oxygen. The coding region runs from base 1 to 345 and encodes 114 amino acids.
AUGCCUCCAAUUUACAUUGCAGAGACGCUGCGGCUGCACCCCUCGGAGCCAGUGCUGAGCCGCGAGUGCCGGCAGGCGUGUUCGCUGGGAGGCGAGCGGCUGCAGCCGGGGGACCGCGUCCUGGUGCCCGUCUGGUCGCUCAGCAGGGACUGCGGGCCACACGGCUUCCAGCCAGACACAGGCGUGGAGACGCCACAGCUCGUCUUCGGCGGGGGACCGCGAAAGUGUGUCGGCUACAGACUGGGUCUUCUGGCCAUCAGGAUCCUGAUCGUGGAACUGGUGUCUCAGUACCGGUUGUUCCCCGCUGGAAACGCGAUCGGUCUCAAGAAGAUUGACGACGAGUAG